Hydractinia symbiolongicarpus is the source of this 1389-nucleotide messenger RNA. RefSeq names its product myosin regulatory light chain 2, smooth muscle minor isoform-like. Gene Ontology annotation, molecular function: calcium ion binding; myosin heavy chain binding. Lineage: Eukaryota; Metazoa; Cnidaria; Hydrozoa; Anthoathecata; Hydractiniidae. The transcript has 2 exons. Gene Ontology annotation, cellular component: myosin II complex; cytoplasm. The record is from RefSeq and is a predicted model, not a curated record. The coding region runs from base 109 to 624 and encodes 171 amino acids.
AGUAGGUUGGGUUAGCACUUUGUUUUCGUUGAGCGAGUGGUAGAGCAGAAGGCUUCGUCUUGGUUUUUAGUAACAUCUAAGAAAACUUGUUCACAAUUUACUGACAAUAUGUCUGCUGCAAAGAAAACCAAGAAGGGAACUGGAAAGAAAAGAGCUCAAAGAGCAACCUCAAAUGUGUUUGCUAUGUUUGAUCAGUCUCAAAUCCAAGAAUUUAAAGAAGCGUUUAAUAUGAUUGACCAAAAUCGUGAUGGUUUCAUCGACAAAGAAGAUCUUCACGACAUGUUAGCUUCCUUAGGAAAAGACCCUUCAGACGACUAUUUAGAAGAGAUGAUGAAGGAAGCUCCUGGUCCAAUUAAUUUCACAAUGUUCCUAACUUUAUUUGGAGAGAAAUUAAACGGGACAGACCCUGAAGACGUCAUCAAAAAUGCAUUCAGCUGCUUUGAUGCUGACCAAACAGGCUUUAUUAAGGAAGAAUAUAUGAAGGAACUGUUAAUGACUAUGGGAGAUAGAUUCACUGAAGCUGAGUGUGAUGAAAUGUUUCAUGGAGCACCUGUUGAUAGCAAAGGAAAUUUCAACUACAUCGAAUUUACUAGGAUAAUCAAACAUGGUUCCAAAGAAGAAUAGAAACCGUAACUCUGUCCUCCAUUCUUUUCAUGAAACUUUUAACGUUCCUGCUAUUGCAUCUUUUGGUGUUCUUUAUUUUUACUACAAAUUAAAACAGCACUAGGAGAUUUAAUGCAUGGAAGCAAAACUUAUUUAUAGAAGCGUCAAUCCUUGAAGUAGCAUAUAAAGUUCGAAUACAGAGUGGUUUGCACUAAUUGGUAUUGUUGACAGCAGUGGAUUGCAAUCAAACUUACCAAAAGAGAAAGAGUGAUGUAAAAGAAUGGAGAAGACAAUAGUUUUUAUCAUUACGUGUACCAGUUUUAUUCUGUUAUUACUUUAUCCAAUAAAUGUUUUUUUGUGGCUUGCUAAAAAAAUCGAAUUUUUAAAUGUCUUUUCACCACUUCUUCUGCAUGCAAAGUAUUCUGAUUUUAUUUUAUUUAUACUCUCCAGCUAGUAUUUAUUACACAAUCAAAUAUAAAACUUGUUUUUUGCCACCUACCCUUACCACUUAUUUUAACUUUGAAGUGUAAAUAUUUAGUUAUCAAUGUCAAAGACUGUUUUUGUCAUUUUUGUCACUUGGUAGCUUUACCGACAGAAUAAAAAGGUGCUAAAAAUCUGGUGCUUGUGUUGAGAGUUUUAUUUUACCUGAACAGGCCAUUCAACCUUGAUUUUUAAAUAUUUUUGGAAUGUUUUUUGUAGAAGUGUAUAAUAUUUCCUGUAAAUCAACGAUUUUCGUAUUAUGUAAUAAAAAAGAAUUUUCGUACCACUGGCGAUUAUUUGUGAAAA